Molecule: messenger RNA, 1589 nt
Organism: Lagopus leucura (white-tailed ptarmigan)
Lineage: Eukaryota; Metazoa; Chordata; Aves; Galliformes; Phasianidae
Product: frizzled-8-like
Exons: 1
Biological process (GO): canonical Wnt signaling pathway; non-canonical Wnt signaling pathway
Cellular component (GO): plasma membrane
Molecular function (GO): Wnt receptor activity; Wnt-protein binding
Source: RefSeq, a predicted model, not a curated record
GCGGCGGGCGGCGCGGCCGAGCUGCAGCCCGAGCUGGCGGUGGCCGAGCACGUGCGCUACGAGAGCACGGGGCCGGCGCUGUGCACCGUGGUCUUCCUACUCGUCUACUUCUUCGGCAUGGCCAGCUCCAUCUGGUGGGUCAUCCUCUCCCUCACCUGGUUCCUGGCCGCCGGCAUGAAGUGGGGUAACGAGGCCAUCGCCGGCUACGCGCAGUACUUCCACCUGGCCGCCUGGCUGCUCCCCAGCGUCAAGUCCAUCGCCGUACUGGCGCUCAGCUCCGUGGACGGCGACCCGGUGGCCGGCAUCUGCUACGUGGGCAACCAGAGCCUGGAGAACCUGCGGGGCUUCGUGCUGGCGCCGCUGCUCAUCUACCUGGCCAUCGGCUCCAUGUUUCUGCUCGCCGGCUUCGUCUCACUCUUUCGCAUCCGCAGCGUCAUCAAGCAGCAGGGCGGCCCCACCAAGACUCACAAGCUGGAGAAGCUGAUGAUACGCCUGGGCCUCUUCACUGUGCUUUACACUGUGCCGGCCGCCAGCGUGGUCGCCUGCCUCUUUUACGAGCAGCACAACCGACCCCGCUGGGAGGCCACGCACAACUGCCCCUGCCUGCGCGACCAGCAGCCCGACCAGGCCCGCCGACCCGACUACGCCGUCUUCAUGCUCAAGUACUUCAUGUGCCUGGUGGUGGGCAUCACCUCCGGCGUCUGGGUCUGGUCCGGCAAGACCCUCGAAUCCUGGAGGGCCCUGUGCACCCGCUGCUGCUGGGCCAGCAAAGGUGCUGCCGUGGCUGGGGUUGCUGGAGCUGGAGCAGGCGGGCAGGCUGCCAUCGCUGCUGCUGGAGGACUUGGGGCCGGUGGAGGUGGCUCCCUGUACAGCGAUGUCAGCACCGGCCUGACGUGGAGGUCUGGCACUGCCAGCUCUGUCUCCUACCCCAAGCAGAUGCCUCUGUCUCAAGUGUGAGGAGCGGGAAAAGAGGCCAUAGGUUAGGGAGUGAGGGACACUGGCCUGCCUGAAAUGCCCCCUCACUGUUUGGUGCCAUUAAUGAACCACUAAUGGUCCUUAUUAGCCACAGCUUGUAUAGAACAAUGCAGCUGGCAGAGGCCCCAGGCUCCAGCCCCCUCCUCCUUCCCUUCCAUUCAUAUGCAGGGAGCAUGUACUUCAAGGAGCCAGCAUAUUAUUUUGCUGGCAGAGGAGGGCAGGGACUCACCCGUGUCUUGCAGAGGGCAAGGCAGAGCGGCUCCUGAUUUACUCUGGACUAUCAGCAGCUCGUGGGAGGGAGAGAAUUCCUCCCCCAUCCCAAAGAGGGAGUCUGUUGGAACUACAGGUUUUUGGGAUAUCGAUGACCAGGCAAAUGCCUUAUAACACAGACUGAAUCAAAACAUGUCUUAAUUAUACACCCCAGCUAAAUACGGGUUUCCUACACUAAAGGAUGUAUUUAUAUAAUUAUUUGUUACCUUGUACAGAUGUGUAAAAUAUGUAUAUAUCCAAAGCUAUACAGUCUGUAAAUUUUUUGUAAAAAAGUUUAGAGGCUACCCCUGUAAGAGCAAAUAUGAGUAUUCUAUUUUGUCAAUAAAAUGACUUUUGAUAAAUGA